AUGAAGCUCAUGGAUCUUUCCUUCCUCUGUUCCCUCCUCUUGUUCCUCCUCGUCUCCCCAACGUUCCUACACGGGGCGAACGCCUCCUCUUCCUUCUCGCACCAAGAUGAGGAGGAUUUGGACUUUGGCAUGUCGCUCGGGGAGAGGCUCGAUGAGAACGACAGCGUCAACUGCAGCACUCGCCACUCGGUGCCGAGCUACUUCUGGGAUUGGCUGCUCUUCCCGGUGGCGAUCGACGAUCUUGUGACCAAGCUGGAAGACCUCUCCGUCAAGCUGGGGGCGAUCAACACUCAGCUCUCCUCGAUGGACUUCGACCAGAUCCCCGCCGACAGCGGCCUCAACUUUGCGCAAAUCCUCCAGGCCAACUACGAGUGGCUCGCCGCCGAGGACGCCACCUCCGGAGGCGCCCUGGUCCCCUUCAACCGCCUCCUCGACGUCAUGGAGACCAAGCUCGAGGGCGCCCUCAACUAA
Molecule: messenger RNA, 471 nt
Organism: Acanthamoeba castellanii str. Neff
Lineage: Eukaryota; Discosea; Longamoebia; Acanthamoebidae
Exons: 1
Coding region: 1-471 (156 amino acids)
Source: RefSeq, a predicted model, not a curated record